Molecule: messenger RNA, 1820 nt
Organism: Drosophila ananassae
Lineage: Eukaryota; Metazoa; Arthropoda; Insecta; Diptera; Drosophilidae
Gene: sra
Product: protein sarah
Exons: 2
Coding region: 336-1196 (286 amino acids)
Biological process (GO): calcium-mediated signaling
Cellular component (GO): nucleus; cytoplasm
Molecular function (GO): calcium-dependent protein serine/threonine phosphatase regulator activity; nucleic acid binding
Source: RefSeq, a predicted model, not a curated record
GAUUGUUUUAGGGUAAAUGCAAAUCGGCAUCUGGCAGCACUGAACUGUAUCACCUCCACAAAACAAAACGGGUCCCCUUUAAAUAUAAAAAUUCGUCGCGAGCGGUUGUGUCGGCAAGAUUACGCGCCCCCGCGAAUGACGCAGAAUCAAAACUUCUGGAUGACAGCCGAAUAACGCAUCAAAACAGAGCGGCUCUCGAAAUUUCCCGUUGUGCAUUGGGGGCAACCGACAGUAGCGUCCGACACCAUUGGCUCAGUCGCAGCAACAGCAAGAAAGCGGAUAGCGGAAAUCGGAAAUUCAAUUUGUCGCUGAAUAGUUUUUCGUAGACGACAGCCAUGUCCGACGCGACCAAGUCCAACAACAAUGCCUCCGCCGCUGGAGAUGGCAACGAGGCCGCCCCCGCUCCCACUCCAGCUGCCGCCACGCGCGCCAACCACAACAACAACCACAGCGGCAAGAGCAGCAACAAGCUCAAGUCCACGCAGAACAGCAGCGGGGGCGGGAGCAUAGACAAGCUGUCCCCGGACCAGGACAUCUACAUCAACGCCGCCGACGGCCUGCCCAGCCAGCACCCGACCCUGCCGCCGGAGGGCGAUGUGGACAGCGACACGGAGCCCGAGGUGGACGCGGACUCGUUCGACGACCUGCCCACUUCCAUCAUCGUCACCAACAUCCACUCGGAGGUGUUCGCCAAUCCGGAACUGAAGAGCGCGAUGGAGGAGCUCUUCCGCACGUUUAGCGACUCGGCCACGUUCCAGUGGCUGCGCAGCUUCCGCCGGAUGCGGGUGAACUACGACAACGCCAUCGCGGCGGCCAAUGCGAGGAUCAAGCUGCACCAGUACGAGUUCAACAAGAGGACGGUGAUCACCUGCUACUUCGCCCAGCCGGUGACACCGGUCAGCAACAAGAACCUGCAGCCGCCGGCACCGGUUAAACAGUUCCUGAUCUCGCCGCCCGCCUCCCCGCCGGCCGGCUGGGAGCCGCGGGAGGAGGGCGAGCCCCUGGUCAACCACGACCUGCUGGCGGCCCUGGCCAGCCUCACGCCCGGCGAGUCGCACGAACUGCACCCGCAGAGCGAGGACCAGCCGGCGAUCAUUGUGCACACGGCCAUGCUGCCGGAGGGCGGUCCGGUAGCGGGUCCCGGAGUCCAGGCCAAGGCCCCGAUUGUCCAGACCAAGUGCCCGGAGCGGGCAUAAUCACCUCGACGCAAGGCUAUUGCUGAAGCUGGGGACCUGAAACUUGAGUUGUUAUUCGAAACGAAGGGGUUGGUGGGGACUCCCUAGCUCCGUGGCAGGAGCGCCACUCGAUUGAGUAUUUUUUGUAAAUAUUUUCCGAUUCAAUUGUGAUUAUUUUACACAUACAUACGUUUGGCUACGUUCUUACGAAUUGUUUGUACGCUAGGCAGUUGAGCUCCCACCCAGACCCCCGACCCCUGACUCCCGACCUGGAACCCGAACCCAAACCCGACCCGCCCCUUCAAGCGUAGCAUUUAACCCAUUUCGGCUUCAUCGACAUAUGAUAAGUUCUUGAGCUAGCAACCGGAUCUAGAUGUGUUUUCUCUCUCGAUUUGAGUGUGUUUUGUGUAAGAAUAUCGAUGUUACCCCCGACGGGACUACCUGCUAACGAUAUCUCUAUCUCUGUGUACCUUCGAUGGGCGGCCGCUGCCAGAGCGCCUCCAGCGAACCGCGAACUCCCAGAUGUACCCCAAACUAUAUCUAUGUAAAUGUUAAUGUAAUUCUAAGCCAGCGACCGGUUUAUAAAUGUAUAUGCCUAAAUGUAGUUAAUCUUUAAAUGAAAAAUAUAUUCAGAUUCGAAAUGAA